This is a messenger RNA of Pungitius pungitius (ninespine stickleback), 1836 nucleotides long. It is a transcript of the gene septin5b, whose product is annotated as septin 5b. Gene Ontology annotation, molecular function: molecular adaptor activity; GTP binding; GTPase activity. Lineage: Eukaryota; Metazoa; Chordata; Actinopteri; Perciformes; Gasterosteidae. The transcript has 12 exons. Gene Ontology annotation, cellular component: septin ring; microtubule cytoskeleton; synaptic vesicle. The record is from RefSeq and is a predicted model, not a curated record. Bases 287 to 1396 code for a protein of 369 amino acids. Gene Ontology annotation, biological process: intracellular protein localization; regulation of exocytosis; cytoskeleton-dependent cytokinesis.
GUGGUGUGAACGCGUCACUCAUGAAGAGCCUCCCAUCGUGCACCGGACAGCAUCCGCUGCGGCGUCUCAAACGAUCAAAUCGUCCUCUUCCUCUUCUUCAUCUUCAUCACAAUCAUUGGGUCAUAAUUUAUUCCCAUUUGCAUGAUUCAUAAAACAUCGAUACGCGCGUGACCCGCGUUUUCUAUCAGCGGCGGCGAGGAGCUCGUGCACGAUCCGCUUCUUCAUUCUCGGGACCGCGGACACCCCCCCCCCCCACUCUUCCCCCGGGCCCCCCCACAUCGGCCCGAUGACGGAGAGCAGCAGACACCGGAGCCGCGCGCCUCGAACAGAGGAUGCUCAGGAAAAAGAUUAUGUUGGCUUCGCUACGCUGCCCAACCAGGUGCACAGGAAGUCCGUGAAGAAAGGAUUCGACUUCACCCUCAUGGUGGCGGGUGAGUCUGGUUUGGGUAAAUCCACUCUGGUGAACAGCUUGUUCCUCACGGACCUCCACAAAGACAGAAAACUGCUUAAUGCAGAAGAGCGGGUCGCUCAGACGGUGGAGAUCAGCCGGCACACGGUGGACAUCGAGGAGAAGGGCGUGAAGCUGCGGCUGACCAUCGUGGACACGCCGGGCUUCGGAGACGCCGUCAACAACAGCGAGUGCUGGAGGCCGGUCAGCGAGUACAUCGAGCAGCAGUUUGAGUUCUACUUCAGAGACGAGAGCGGCUUGAACAGGAAGAACAUCCAGGACCACCGAGUGCACUGCUGCCUCUACUUCAUCCCCCCCUUCGGACACGGGCUCCGCCCCGUCGACGUGGAGUUCAUGAAGGCGCUGCAGGAGAAGGUGAACGUGGUGCCUCUGAUCGCUAAAGCCGACUGCCUGACCCCCCCCGAGGUGAAGAGGCUCAAGGAGAAGCUCAGGGAGGAAAUAGACGAAUACGGGAUAAAGGUCUAUCAGUUCCCGGACUGCGACUCAGACGAGGACGACGAGUUCAAGCGUCAAGACAGAGAGCUGAAGGCGAGCUGUCCCUUCGCUGUGAUCGGCAGCAACACGGUGGUGGAGGCCCGGGGUCAGAGGGUCAGAGGGCGGCUCUACCCGUGGGGCAUCGUGGAGGUGGAGAACCCGUCCCACUGCGACUUUGUGAAGCUGAGGACCAUGCUGAUCAGAACCCACAUGCACGACCUGAAGGACGUGACCAGCGAGGGUCACUACGAGAGCUACAGAGCGCAGUGCAUCCACGCGCUCAGCGGGAGGAUGAACCCCGACCGGCGGGUGCAGAGCCCCCUGCCCCCCCCGCCGCUGUCCUCCCCCGACGCAGAGACGGAGAAACUCAUCAAGAAGAAAGACGACCAACUGAGGAGGAUGCAGCAGAUGCUUCAGAAGAUGCAGCAGCAGAUGCACGAGCAGGACCUGUGACCUCUGACCUCACAUCCCACAUGUGAACCAGAAUCUGAUCUCGUUCCCCCGAUUCUCAAACCUCCACCAAACUGCAUGCUGGGAAAUGCACCUGAUUUUAAUAGCUGACCUUUUUUAUUGCAGCCAGGUGAGUUUAGUUGGUCAUGAGUGGAGGUGUUUUUGUUGUGAAGCACCACAUGAGAUGAAUGAUCGUAUUGAUCAUUAUUAGUUGUUAUCGAACAAGAGGAUCCAAAUCCUCUUCUAGUCCUCCAUAAAGUGUUAAAGUUCACAAUCAGGAGGAGGAAACAAGUCCAUUUUUAUUUGUUUGAAUAUAAUAAUCAAUAUCAUUAGCUUUUACAACUUGGACCAGGUUCCCAAAAACGUAUUAGACAACAAUAAAAAUAUUCCAAGUGUUCAAGUGUCAAGUGUUACGAAAACAACUGUAACUGAGGCUUAUAAAA